Sinocyclocheilus grahami is the source of this 1007-nucleotide messenger RNA. RefSeq names its product myeloid-associated differentiation marker homolog. Bases 162 to 1007 code for a protein of 281 amino acids. The transcript has a single exon. Gene Ontology annotation, cellular component: membrane. Lineage: Eukaryota; Metazoa; Chordata; Actinopteri; Cypriniformes; Cyprinidae. The record is from RefSeq and is a predicted model, not a curated record.
AACCUGGAGUCGACGGACGACGACCAACCGAAAAGCCAAGACAUUUAGAGAGUAUGAGAGAGAGAAGUCAAUGAGAAGACAACAUUUUGUAGGCUGAAGGCAUCAGAAUCGAGGCUGAACAUCAAUUUAAGUGAUAUUUAAGGAGGAACAGUGCCAUCAUCAUGGUAACCCUGAACACUCAAUCUCUCACCGUGCCGGUGGGAAUAAUCCGCCUCUUUGAGUUCGCACUAACGCUCAUUACCUUCAGCCUGGUGGCUUCUGAAGGCCACAGCAGCUCUUCGUUCUGGGCCUGGUGCAUGUUCACCUGGUGCUUCUGCUGUUUCGUGACCCUCCUCAUCAUCAUCCUGGAGUUCACCAGCCUCAACGCCAAGGUGCCCAUUUCUUGGGACGACUUCACAACGGCUUUUGCGAUGUUGUCCACGCUUAUGCUGUUGGCCGCUUCGGUCAUCUACCCCACGUUCUACGUACGCUCCUCACAGUCGGUCAGGAUCGCAGCCACAGUGAUGUCCUGCGUGUGCUUCGGCCUGUACUCAGCCGAGGUGGGACUGACCCGAGCCAAACCCGGGGAGAUGAGCGGGUUCCUGUCCACCGUGCCGGGCUUGUUGAAGGUCCUGGAGGCGUUCGUGGCCUGCAUCAUCUUUAUCUCUCUGAAUUCGGUCUUUUACAGCAGGUUCCCUGGGCUUCAGUGGUGUGUGGCCGUCUACUCAAUCUGCUUCAUUAUUGCUCUCCUCAUCAUCAUCCUCACCAUCGGCAGGUUGUUGGCUCGAAUCCCCAUCCCGCUGGACAAAUGUCUGACGGGGUACAACAUACUGGCGGUUUUAAUGUAUCUCACGGCUGUGGUGAUAUGGCCUGUCUACAGUUUCCAAAACAAUCCAAGACCACCAGUCUGCAAUAACUGUUUCUGGGAUAGCCUGGUUGUUGUGUCCUGCAUGACUUGCAUCAAUCUGAUCAUCUACAUCGUGGAUACGGUUUACUCAGUGCGUCUGGUGUUUGUUUCACCUGCCUAG